AUGAGAUUCAAAUCUCCCUUAUUUCUCCUCCUCGAGGCUCUGCCUCCGCCUACUGACGCUGCCGCCAUUCUCCUGCUCGCACUGCUCCUGCUCACGCUGCUCCUGCUCACGCUGCUCCUGCUCACGCUGCUCCUGCUCAUGCUGCUCCUGCUCACGCUGCUCCUGCUCACGCUGCUCCUGCUCACGCUGCUCCUGCUCACGCUGCUCCUCCCUGCGCUGUUCCUGCCGCUCACGCUCCCCCCCCCCCGUAUCUGCUCCCGCUUCAGCUGCUCCUCCUCUGGCUGCUUUUUUCCUGUCCGCCUGCUAAGCUCCUCUCUGGCCUUCCUGAGGAGUUCCUUUCUGCUCUGA
Knipowitschia caucasica is the source of this 348-nucleotide messenger RNA. NCBI's taxonomy places the organism in Eukaryota, Metazoa, Chordata, Actinopteri, Gobiiformes, Gobiidae. The record is from the annotation of a GenBank genome assembly.